Jaminaea rosea is the source of this 2211-nucleotide messenger RNA. RefSeq lists its product as hypothetical. Gene Ontology annotation, molecular function: protein binding; histone H3 acetyltransferase activity. The record is from RefSeq and is a predicted model, not a curated record. The coding region runs from base 1 to 2211 and encodes 736 amino acids. The transcript has 6 exons. Lineage: Eukaryota; Fungi; Basidiomycota; Exobasidiomycetes; Microstromatales. Gene Ontology annotation, biological process: positive regulation of transcription by RNA polymerase II; chromatin remodeling. Gene Ontology annotation, cellular component: histone acetyltransferase complex.
AUGCCACCCAGGGGCAGGAGAACAGCAGCAGCAACAGCAGCAGCAGCAGCAGCUCGAGCAUCUCGCGACUCGCAAGACUCGCCUGCUUCACACGACGUAGCAAGCCCUUCUCGCUCCCCUUCGCCUGCUUCAGCAGCAACUCCUCCUCCUCCCCCUCCCCUCGUAUACCCCUCCGAGGCUUCCCUCCCUUCACAGCUGAGCGUGCCAGAAGCGGCAUUGAAGGUCGCCAGGCACUCGCCGUGCCUCUAUAAAGGUGUCGAGGAUGGGGCAGAGGAAGACAGCUGCGCUUGCACCGGCCUUAAGCCCCCGACUGACAGCCAAGUUGUAGCUCGUCGGGUCCAGGACGAUAAGGGUGAAGGGAGCAGCAAUGGUAUCACAGCUUCAGGCUGGAACCAAUGCGGAGAGUGCGGGCAUGACGUGGCUUCCCACGGCAGACUAGCAGAAGAUGACGAAGAGGAGCGCGUACGCCGGACCAAGGUAGCAGUGCGACUGGACGAGAUACUCGAGGAUAAGAAGAAGUUGCUCGACUUCCACUAUACAGACGAGGAUGUCGAGAGUCUCAAGAAGCAGUUACCCCGACUGAAGGAUGCGGGUACCGACGGAAGCGAGACAGGCCGACAGAAGCGAUCCAGCUCGAGAUCACGAUCGCGCUCCCUCUCCCCCAACCACAAAAAGCGUCGCUUGGCAAGCACAUCCGACUCGCCCAUCACUACCCCGCCCAAGUCACCUGAGAUCACCACACCACCGCCAGCCGAUGCCUCUGAUCCCUCCGCCCUUCCCACAACUGACCCAGAGAAGCACCCCGUUCAAUCCUCAAAAGGCUCCGCGCUUGGCCCAGAAGAAGCGCUAGAGCAAGCCAAAGAGGCGGCAGAAAAGGAGCAGCGCGAGAAGGAGAAGGAAGAGAAGCAGAAGCUGGCCGCUCCUGGAGCAGACUUGGGGCUGGUCACUGCGGGAAUCAGUAUUGAUCCAGAUGAAGGGAGUGGGACCGGAGCUCCUCCCCCGCCGAAGAGAGAACGUCCCGCUGUGGUUGAGGAGAGGACCGGGUUAAUCCAAUUCCGCGUCGUAUCCAAUUCUGCGCUGACAGGCACCGCUCCACAAGACCUGGUCAUCCUCACGGGACUCAAGAACAUCUUCCAGCGUCAGCUACCCAAGAUGCCCCGCGAGUACAUUACGCGGCUGGUCCUGGACAAGAAUCACGUCGUCGGCGGGAUUACGUACAGGCCAUUCAAUAAGAGGAAGUUUGCGGAGAUUGUUUUCUGUGCGAUUGAUAGUAGUCAGCAGGUUAAGGGGUAUGGACAGCAUCUGAUGAACCACCUCAAGGACCAUGUGAAGGAGUCAUCGGAUGUCAUGCACUUUCUCACCUACGCUGACAACUACGCCAUCGGCUACUUCAAGAAGCAGGGCUUCACAAAGGAGAUCACGCUCCCUCGCUCCGUCUGGGUAGGGUACAUCAAGGAUUACGAAGGUGGCACGCUCAUGCAGUGCAGCAUGGUGCCGAGGGUGCGAUAUCUUGAGGUGCACGAGAUGCUGGCCAGGCAGAAGGAGUUGGUGUUGGCAAAGAUCAGGUUAGCGAGACGGCGAGACAGCGAAGCUAGCGCGCGUGCGAAGCUGAUUUCGAUCCAUCGACCCCGCGACAGGAGCAUCUCGAAGAGUCACAUUGUGCAUCCCGGUCUGGAAGUAUUCAAGCAACAGCGUGCCGUCAAAGACGACGACGACGACAUCCCCCUGGCCUCCCAAUCUGGCCCCUCAUCCGACGCUGACCUGGACAGCGAAGCGUACCUCUCGCACAUCAAAUCUCAAUUCAAAGUCCAACCCUCCUCCGUCCCCGGCCUCGCCACCUCAGGCUGGACACCAGAGAUGGACGUCAUCUCCCGUCGUCCCCGCCGUGGCCCGCACCACGGUCUUUUGCGCUCCAUCCUCGUCGAGCUCACGAAUCACGGUUCCGCCUGGCCCUUCCUUCGCCCAGUCAACGCGGACGAGGUGCCCGACUACUAUUCCGUCAUUACAGAGCCUAUGGACCUUGCCACGAUGGAGGGCAAGCUCGAGGCCAAUCAGUACGCACAGGAUGGACUUGAUGGGCUGGUCAAAGAUGCGCAGAGGAUCUUUGAUAAUUGCAGGGCGUAUAAUCCGAAGAAUUCGCCCUACGCCAAAUGCGCGGAUAAGUUGGAGCGCUUUUUGAAGGAGAAUUUGCCGAUGGUGAGCAUAGCAUGA